Molecule: messenger RNA, 1496 nt
Organism: Triticum aestivum (bread wheat)
Lineage: Eukaryota; Viridiplantae; Streptophyta; Magnoliopsida; Poales; Poaceae
Product: F-box protein At5g07610-like
Exons: 1
Coding region: 57-1280 (407 amino acids)
Molecular function (GO): protein binding
Source: RefSeq, a predicted model, not a curated record
CCCUCUAGCUCGACGGCGUCGCCGCCGUAUCCUGCCGCCUCCCGCCUCCCGCCUCCAUGUCCGUCCCCGCAGAGAGCUCUCACCCGGGGGAGGAAGGUCGCGCUUCUCCUCAUGCCCGGUACACGAAGCAGAGCGGGACGGCGAUCGACAGACUCGCCGACGAUCUCCUCAUCGAGAUCCUCUCGCGCGUCCCCGCCAAGUCGCUCCUCCGCUUCAGGUGCGUCUCCAGCCACUGGCUGGCCCUCAUCGACCACCCCGACCACCGCAAAAGGCUCCCCCAAACCCCGGCCGGCUUCUUCUACGGCAGCAACUACGAGUCGUUUCUGAAACCACCUUUCCACUUCACCAGUUUCCCGGGGAGACGCCGCCCUCCGAUCGACGCGUCUUGCUCCUUCCUGCCCAACCACCGGCACAUCCAUCUAUUGGACUGCUCCAACGGCCUCUUCCUUUGCCGCUGUUACGACGCCUCCGACGAGGGUGACGAGUUCCGUUACGUCGUGUGCAAUCCCGCCACGGAGAAGUGGGUCGUGUUGCCGAGCUCCGGCAAGGCCGCCAGCGAGGUGGCCGCCGCACGUUUGUGCUUCGACCCAGCCCUGUCGCCGCAUUUCCAUGUGUUUGAGUUGGUCGCGGAGCAGGAGUCAGCGUUUCCCUGGGACCCUGACACCGCUGGGGUGGCAGUGUAUUCUUCUGAAACCGGAGGAUGGGUUUAUAAGGAAGAGAGAUGGAACGAACUAAUUAGGCCCGCUGAUCCUGGGUCAGCAUUUGUUUUCCUUAAUGGCUAUCUGCAUUUUCAGGCCAAUGCUCGUUGGUUCUCCCAUCAUCAUCUAGCUGUGGUUGACACACAGGGGGAAACAUGGAUGAGCUUCGGUGCCCCUGGCGGUUUGGUUGACGGUUUUAUUCAGCGGUCGCAGGGCCGGUUGCAUUAUGCCAAUUUUCAGAGAGGUGGAGAUGGUGUCACUAGAUUGGUAGUUUAUGUUCUGGACAACUAUCAAAGCAGAGAAUGGAUAUUGAAGCACAGCGCCGAAGCUUCAUACAUAUUUGGAGGGAUAGAUGCCUACCUUGAGGGUGGUUUUGAUUGGAUUGCGAUGGAUUUUGAUUGGAUUGCGAUGGAUCCGGAAUGCAACACGAUAUUCUUCACUGCUGGGUGGGGUACCACAUUCAUGUGCUAUAAUAUGGAUCUUCAGCAAGUCAAAGUGAUCUCCAAUAUUGAAGAUGGCUGGCCGGCAUAUCUGACAUACGUGCCGUUGUAUGCAGAGUUACAGUCAUUGCACGCUUUAUAAGAAGUGGAUAUUCGACAGGCAUUAGUUCUUUGUGUUAUGGUAUGUUUGUUUGAAGUGGGCUGUUGUUUUUUCUGGCUGAUGUAUGCAUGUUUUUAUAGUUUGAGCAAUGGUGGUUCACUAUUAAGCGAACUUGGGUGAUUCGUUAUCCAAAAUUGUACCAAACCUUCCGUUGUCUGUAUUGGUUUCUGCAUACCAAUGAUUUUGGAGAACUCCUAC